Messenger RNA from Zonotrichia leucophrys gambelii, 3443 nucleotides. It is a transcript of the gene POU3F3, whose product is annotated as POU class 3 homeobox 3. Lineage: Eukaryota; Metazoa; Chordata; Aves; Passeriformes; Passerellidae. Gene Ontology annotation, biological process: regulation of transcription by RNA polymerase II; brain development. Bases 32 to 1351 code for a protein of 439 amino acids. The record is from RefSeq and is a predicted model, not a curated record. Gene Ontology annotation, cellular component: nucleus. Gene Ontology annotation, molecular function: RNA polymerase II cis-regulatory region sequence-specific DNA binding; DNA-binding transcription factor activity, RNA polymerase II-specific. The transcript has a single exon.
GCGGGGGCGAGCGGCGGGCGGCGGGCGCGGGAUGGCCGCGGCCACCUCUAACCCCUACCUCCCCGGCAACGGCAUCCUGGCGGCCGGCUCCAUCGUCCACGCGGACUCGGGCGGCGGCGGCGGCGGCGGCGGCGGCGGCAUGCAGCCGGGGAGCGUGGCCGUCACCUCGGUGGCGGGCGGCUACCGCGGCGACCCGGCGGCCAAGAUGGUCCAGAGCGACUUCAUGCCGGGCGCCAUGGCCGCCAGCAACGGCGGCCAUAUGCUGAGCCAUGCCCACCAGUGGGUGACAGCCCUGCCCCACGCCGCCGCCGCCGCCGCCGCCGCCGCCGCCGCUGCCGCCGAAGCGGGCUCGCCCUGGUCCGGCAGCCCCGUGGGCAUGACGGGCAGCCCCCAGCAGCCGCCGCCGCCGCCCGACGUCAAGGGCAGCGGCGGACGCGACGACCUGCACUCGGGCGCGGCGCUGCACCACCGGCCGCCCCACCUGGGCCCCCCGCACCAGGGGCACCCGGCGGCCUGGGGGGCGGCGGCGGCCGCCCACCUACCCUCCAUGGCCGGCGGGCAGCAGCAGCAGCAGUCGCUCCUCUACUCGCAGCCCGGGGGUUUCACAGUGAACGGCAUGCUGAGCCCCCCCCCCGGCGGUCAGAGCCUGGUGCACCCGGGGCUUGUGCGCGGCGAGACGCCGGAGCUGGGCGAGCACCCCGGGCAUCACCACCACCACCACCACCAGCACCCCGGGCACCACCCGCCGCACCACGGCGGCGUCAACAGCCACGACCCGCACUCGGACGAGGACACGCCGACCUCCGACGACCUGGAGCAGUUCGCCAAGCAGUUCAAGCAGCGGCGGAUUAAGCUGGGCUUCACCCAGGCCGACGUGGGGCUGGCGCUGGGCACCCUGUACGGCAACGUCUUCUCGCAGACCACCAUCUGCCGCUUCGAGGCCCUGCAGCUCAGCUUCAAGAACAUGUGCAAGCUGAAGCCUUUGUUGAACAAGUGGCUGGAGGAAGCCGACUCUUCCACGGGCAGUCCCACCAGCAUCGACAAGAUCGCCGCCCAGGGCAGGAAGAGGAAGAAGCGGACCUCCAUCGAGGUGAGUGUCAAGGGGGCCUUGGAGAGCCACUUUCUGAAAUGCCCCAAGCCCUCCGCCCAGGAGAUUACGAACCUAGCGGACAGCCUGCAGCUGGAGAAGGAGGUGGUCAGGGUUUGGUUUUGCAAUCGGAGGCAGAAAGAGAAACGGAUGACCCCCCCGGGGAUCCAGCAGCAGACCCCCGACGAUGUCUACUCCCAGGUCGGCACCGUCAACUCCGACACGCCGCCCCCUCACCACGGACUGCAGACCAGCGUGCAGUGAGGGCACCGCGGGCGGGCCGGGCAGCGCGGGGCAGCGCGGGCCAGGCCGGGCCGGGCACCGCCGCCGGCACCGCCACCGGCCCCGGCACCGCCGCGCACAGCCGCACGCUCACACCGACACACACGCGCGCACACACACACACACACACACACACACGAUCCAGGCUCGUUCAGACUGCUUGUGUUUAUAUAUAUAUGGAUAUAUGCGUGCAUCUAUAUAUAUAUAAGAUCGAUACCAAUAGGGAGCGGUGGAGAAGGUCGAUCCGAGCGAGAGCGUUUAGACCGUGUUGGGAAGACGGGGUGGAGAUGCAUAAUGCACCAAAACUGCAGAUGUGCCGGGGGGUUGGUUGGUUGGUUGUGGGGAAAGGGCUUGGGGGGUGGGCUUGGGCUUUUUAAAUUUUAUUUUUAUUUUUAUUUUUCUCCAAAUUAUCCCCUUCUCGCAGUAAGGAACACCACUGUCUGCGCUUCUUCUCUCCCCUCCUCCUCCCCCCCACCCCCCGCACUCUUCCCCCCAUCCCCAAAAGGGCUCUCUUCUAUGAAUCACAGAAACUUUUUUUCUCCUUUCUCUCUCCCUCUUUUUAAUUUUUUUUUCCAAUGGGAGCAGUCAAAAAAAUGGGAAGCAGAAGAAAAAUAAUCUGGUUAAUCAGAGGGUGCCUGCUGCAUUCCAGCACCCUGUUUUUCUUGGCCAAACCGUAGAAUUUUGGUGCAAGGCAGAUAUCCACUCUGAAAACAUAUAUAUCUAUAUAUCUAUAUAUUCUGCAAAAUGAAAGGGUCCACUUUUUCCAGGAAAAAAAAAAUAUGCACACAGCACUAAAAACAAGCAGGCUGAAUAGGGAAGCAAAUACAUAUAUAUAUAUUUAUCUAUAUAUAUAGGUAUAGCUAUAGAACAAAAAUAUGGAAAUAAAUGCCCGCACGCGGAGAAAACUGACCCUGAGGAUAAAGGGGGGAGGGACAGACGCCAGGGGGAGGGUGAGAGAAGGAGAUGUUGUUGGUCCCUAAAGUUCGAGCUCUGUAGAAGGACUUUGCAUGAAUUAAAGGAACCAGGGAAAGAAAGGGAAAUAAUUUAGGGCUGUCAAAGUCCUGCUCCUGACGGCUGCCAAUCAUCAUGGAAGAGUCAUAAAAAAAAUCCACUGCUAAUAUUUUUUUUAUUAAUAUUUUUAUUUUUUAUUUCUGGACUGAUUCAGAUAAAGGGAUUUAGAAGGACUGAGCAUCUGCAGCUGCACUUAUCUGAACUUCUCCUCUCCUAAAUCCGUUGCCAACUUUGAUUGAAUGGGUGCUGUGGAUGUGAUUAUAUAAUACUGCCAUUUCCAAGCAGUGUUUUUGGUAGGUUUUAAUAAACAGACUUUUCAAAAAGACGGCAAUAUAGAAUUGUUAGAUCCGUUGUUGAUCUAAAAAAAAAAUUUGCUUUAUAUUUUCAUUAAAUGACUUCUUUUAAUAUUUUAUUCAGAAUACCUAUGAACUGCUGCAAAACGGUAAUUUAUUUUUUCCCCAGAUCUUGUAUUACGUGUUUUUUUCAGACGAGCACAAAUCAAAAUGAAAUGAAAAUAUGGACAGUUGUUAGGUAAUAAGGGUAUCUUUUGAUGUGAUAAUUUGAUUGUAAUUUAAUUUGAGUAGUGAUUCCGUAAGAGCUGAUUGAGAAAAUAAAUUUGUUAGAAUGAAAUAGUCUGUGUCUGAUGCAUAAACACUGUGUCGAAAAACAAACAAACGAAAAAGUUCUCUGAAGGGACAUACUGCUAAAGUGAGGGGAAUCCGGAGGGUGCGACCUGCGGGCUGCCCGGCCCCUGCUCCCGGCAGUGCCCCCGCCUCGCCCUCGCUGCUGCGCGCCCGGCGCGGGGCUGUGCCCUGCCCGCCGCUCCGCCGGGCCCGUUCUCGCUGCGUCCCUCAGCGCCGGGACGCUGUGUCACCGGGAAGGACGGCGGCAUUAGAGCUCGCCACACGCCACCUUGUCCCGAAAGGGCUGCGGCGCCUCGGUUUGGGCUGGCACCCGGGCGCGGGCGGCACCUGAGCGCGUCCUCAGGUCCCGCGUGGCCGCUGCUGAGAGGGAUGUUUCCAAAAGUUCAGCCUUGUUUCCUCUCUUUCCAAACUGAGGCUAG